Molecule: messenger RNA, 975 nt
Organism: Psilocybe cubensis
Lineage: Eukaryota; Fungi; Basidiomycota; Agaricomycetes; Agaricales; Agrocybaceae
Exons: 3
Coding region: 1-975 (324 amino acids)
Source: RefSeq, a predicted model, not a curated record
AUGUGGCCAGACGACCUCGAGGCAAUGUUGACCUUCAUAAGCGAUAUAGCUCUACACGAUGGUCGUUCUAUGAUGUCGCAAUUCGGGUCGGGCUAUCCUGGAACCCAUUGCUUCAAGCCUAUCACUUUGACGUACAAGGGGAAAACGGCGACGGCGACGAUCAUGGACUCUUGCCCCGGUUGUCCCUAUGGAGGCCUUGACCUGUCCCGUGGACUCUUUAAAUAUUUUGCAUCUGAGGAUGAAGGUAUUAUCUAUGGGGACUGGUCGUUCGCUGACAGUGCACAGGAGGCUAUCACCACAUCCAAGCAUACAGUUGCGGCUGUGACUAUCUCGGCUCCCAAUGCAACCUUGCCGACCAUUAUCGCAGCGGCCGGUGCCACACCUUCCGCGAAUACAACCAGCACUGGCAGUAAAAAUGCACCCGGCACUUCAGCUACGCCUGAGAAUGUUUCCCCAUCGGCUAUAAAAGUUAGACCGUCUGCAAGCAUCGUUCCACAGGCCUCUACUAACGCCUCUGCCUCUGCUAAUGAGACUGCCAACGCCACUGCCGCCUCUUCUCCCCCAUCCACCGCCUCUUCUCCUUCCACUACCUCUUCUCCCUCACUCACCACCUCUUCUCCAUCCACCACCUCUGCUUCUUCCACCGCCUCUGCUUCUCCUUCCACCACUACUUCUCCUUUCACAACUUCUUCUUUUAAUGUCAAUCCGACCACCACCUCCUCCUCCGUCAUCUCCUCCAGCACAGCAGCGAACUACACCUCCUCGAUAGCUGCUGCCAAAUCCAGUGUGGCUAACAUCGCAAGCAGUCUCUCCUCUGUCGCACCAUCUCCUACUGGCAGCGCUGGUGCCGCUCUCAACGCGACGAACGCCAAUACUACUGCGCUCAUCGAAGACCAUCUUGAGGCUAUCAUCAUUCUUCUCGCCGAUCUGGAGAAGAUGAUUGCGGCAGCUGGCCUUGGGCGCGACCAGGAUUAG